AUGCGGCAAAAUUCAAACAUGACAACGAAUUAUGCGAACGUCAGACAAAACUUGUCGCCUCAAAAAAGGGCGUCAAUCCCCCCGCCGCCUCAAACAACGGCGCCAAACCCCCCAGAAGAGUCCCCCUACUCAAUGACCGAACAACUCCUUCGAGAAAGACUCCAACGUCCUGUUUAUGGCCACCUCCCCAGACAAAUCUACGCAGGCUUUUUAGCAUGUCUCGCAUCGCUCUCCUUCGGCACCGCUCUUGGAUGGACGAAUUCCGUUUCCCAACACGGGUACCAAGUGAAAACCGACCAGUCCACAUCGAGCGAAGUUAGUUGGCUUAUAAGCAUCAUGUUGCUCGGCUGUAGCCUCGGAGUCACGUCGAGCUCACUACUCAUGCGUCAGAUGGGCCCCAAAAAAGUCCUCCAAGCGGUCGGACCUUUCUACAUCUUCAACUGGUGGAUCACCCUCGUUCCUCAAGUGAACGUCCAAAUGGCAGGACGCUUCUUUUUGGGGUUUCUGGGGAUGUCGUACUCCAAUGCAGGCGAAAAUCUGCUUAUACAGACCAUUGACUUCGGUCUUCGGCGCUACAUUACCGUGCUCUACAACUCCAUGAUGAUUAUGGGUGUAUUCAUCAGUCGUGUUAUCGCUGCAGCAACUACCACCUUCUGGUUGACGGUAAUUUGUGCAAGUUUCCCGAUUCUCCACUAUGCGUUGAUUCAAGUAGUUCCAGAGAGUCCCGUUUUUUUGUACGCGGGAGGCCACGAACUGGCGGCUAAAUCUCUAGCAUGGUACCGGGGAGAAGGUAAUUUUUACAUGGAUAUGGCCAACAUUAAGAAAGACUGGGACGCGUCCAGACAGGACUCAGAUGCUUAUCAAUACAUGCUUUUCUCCAGAGUCGUCUAUAGACCUCUUCUCGUUGUAAUGUGCGUGGUUUUUUUUCAAAUCUGUGCAGGCUACUUGAUCUUCAUGUUUUACACUCUUGAAGCGUUGACCGACGGUAAGGUCGUCUUCAGUCCUUUUGCAGAUUCCUGUAUAUUUGCUAUAUACUUUGUUUUUACUAAAAUGUUGUGGGGUUAUCUGCACACUAGAUUCUCGUGGAAAGUGAGAGGUUUUCUCAUAUCUAGUUGUCUUUUUACAAGUGCAAGUCUUGGUCUUUUCAGUUUGUAUCUGCUAUUAAAUCAGUACGACAUUGACCUUAUGAUUAAUACUGAGUGGAAUCUGUUGGUGAUUGCCUUUUUUUUCCUUUUCUCUUACGACAUGGGUCUAAACCAUUUUUCUAAAAUACUCAUCUUUGAAUACAUGCCUUUCCAAAUGUACAAAAAUACCUAUCUGGUAAUACAAGCAGAGUAUUGGCUGCUAUCCUUCGUUAAUAUCUAUACCUUCGCGACAACCUUCGAGCGAUUUCACUCCUACACAUAUUUUGCGGUUCUCUCAUGUCUGACGUUCCUCGGAAGUCUUUUCUGUUACUUCUUCGUCGUGGAAACUAAGGGAAAGAGUCUCAUCCAGCUGCAACUACAGUUUGGUGGUAACCCUAUAGGCACACGUGGCGCCCUCUACCACCAGAUUCGACAGACGCUGUAAAAGUGGGACGGGUUAAAUAAAGCAAAAAUUAGAAA
Molecule: messenger RNA, 1604 nt
Organism: Zophobas morio
Lineage: Eukaryota; Metazoa; Arthropoda; Insecta; Coleoptera; Tenebrionidae
Product: facilitated trehalose transporter Tret1-like
Exons: 3
Coding region: 1-1569 (522 amino acids)
Biological process (GO): transmembrane transport
Cellular component (GO): membrane
Molecular function (GO): transmembrane transporter activity
Source: RefSeq, a predicted model, not a curated record